Molecule: messenger RNA, 1633 nt
Organism: Ostrea edulis (European flat oyster)
Lineage: Eukaryota; Metazoa; Mollusca; Bivalvia; Ostreida; Ostreidae
Exons: 2
Coding region: 345-1556 (403 amino acids)
Source: RefSeq, a predicted model, not a curated record
GCUCCAUAUUAACUGAGCUGCGUAUUAAAGUUCAUUUCGAUUGGUCAAUUACCGGAGUGCGUUCGAGAUCGCCGUUCUUCGUACGAGUACAAAUUCCUUUCGAUCCCUAACGCCCAAAUACGCAACCCGAGAACGGGUUCGAGGUGCAAGAACUCACACCAUCUCUGUAGGUAGUGUGGUCGAAGAACAAAGAACACGUUCGUGCACACAUGUUCUCGUCGUUCGCGACUCUAAGAACGGAGCACGAAAACAACGGGAACGGCGACCUCGAACGCACUCUGAGUGUGAUACCAGUGCUCACUGCAUAGAUUGACAACUCUGUAUUUGGAUCGGGAACCGUGAAAAUGGCAUCAGGCGACUGUGUGCUGGAAGACAACUGGAAAUCUUUCUACUAUAAAUCUGACAGUGGACGUUAUAGAUAUGAAUAUCACAAUUCUCCCAAGAAGUCUAUUUACUAUCACCACUGGCUCCCUGAAGAUCAACAGGAUCUAUUGCCACAAAAAUUACCAGCGCUGGACGAAAAACUGCCCGAUUUUUAUGUGGAAUUUGAUACAUUAGUACAUGCAACCACAUUAGAAAAUGCUCAAGCAAUUUUGCAGCAUGGCUUCAAACCCAGACCAGUUGUUGAUAGCUCUGUUGUCAAUGAUGCUUACGAUUUAAUGAACAGUGAUGGCAGAAAAAUAUCCCCGAGGCCACAACACCCGAUUGGUGAUGUCAAUGUGCUCUGGUAUGGAACGUGCACAUUUCAACAGUUGCAAGACCCAACACACAUAGUGAAACGGUAUGGUAAUGUCGUUUUCAAUAUGUCAACCUUGGGAGGAUAUGAAGGAAUAAGACGAGAAGGUUUGAAUAUGUACUUCAUUGAAGUAAUAGAAUACAUGAAUUCUACGGCAUGUAGGAUUUUGAUCACUCAUAGAAAUUAUCCAAAAUUGAAAAAAUAUGAUCCAUACACAAUUGGAGGUCCACUAUAUAUAGACGGAAAUCGUUUCUAUAGUACCAACAGACUCAAACGUCAAGGCGGACUGGUGGUGAACAAUGUUCUAGAAAUAAUGCAAGAAGAAUGGGUAUAUAAUUUUAUCCAGGAGAUACGCAUCAAGAACCAUUGUGUCAGCUUCUUCUACUGUCAGGAAGCUAGGAAAGGUGUGUCUAAUCUGGUCGUGCCUUUGGGUCCUGGAGAAGAUGUUACAGAGAAUGGCAUCAUGCCAUAUUUAUUACGAAAUAUUUUAAAACUAGCCAUUGCUCUAGCCACUGAUGAUAGAUCAAUUAAAGUCAAGCUACGAACACCGUUUGCCAGUGAACAUACAAGGGAUGAAAAACUACGACAGGAACUAAAAAGAGUGCACGAAGAGGCAAAGAAAAGAUAUGAUGAGGGAGAGCACAGCGAUCUCAUUAAUUUGUCUGUCCAUGGUGUCAUCCACAAAUUAAUGAGUAAAAGAAGCAUUGUCGAUUCGUAUUGUGACAUGCUUCUCCUCCUCCCCAAAGGUGAUCACCCCGACCUUGCAGAUGAAAUAUGGAAGAAACUAUCAAAAAUAUUGGAGAGUCCAUUCCAAUUAUGAAUUUCUUGUCUUGACAGAAUAAUUCUACAUUUGUAUUAUUAAUGUAAAUUGUUUUACUAAUAAAUUGUUUAUUUCUA